CAUCUGAACCAGGUAAAUUUCCAUCCAUGCCUGGCCAGCUUUUAGCAUUCGUCAAGUAUUGUGCUCAACUAAGUACUACUCACAAGUUCUCUUAAGGGCUAAGGAGCAUAAACAUAUCCAACCACCGGUAAACUCUUGUUGUAUUGAGCAGUCUUCCUAGCAUCAUACCUUGCCCAAUUUCUAAAACUAUCUGUCCUCCAGGAUCCUCUACCCUUCUGACUGAGGGUGGGGCAGCACCAGAGAUUCAACUGUACCUCACAAAACCUGAUUCUGGAUCAACCUAAAAUUUCACCGCGUCAGGGCCCUUUAAUGACAGAGGAAAAAGCUAUUUCUAGCCUUCAUGGAUCCCAAUAUGGCUACUAGAAUUAUGUCAAAACUAGACAGGCUCUCCCAAGAUGGUGUUUGGAGCCCAUUUCAGAGGUGUCCUAGGUUUAGCUUUCUGUAGUGCUAAAGAAACGCAGCGGUCAUGUCACUACUCUGUUUACACAAGAAGAAAAAUUGAUCAUAGCGCAGCUGACCUGACAAAGCAAUACCAAUCCUCCUCAAGUACAGAAGUGGCCACCCCUAUUCACCUAUUCCUCCUGGCAGAUCCCAGGCUUGCUGACAUAUCACUGUUCAUCCUUUUUUUAUACAGGUCAAAAUUUUUAAGUAUUUGAAUAUUAUGGAUUACAUGAAUCAUACUUCUCCUCUUCAGUUUAUCCUUAUUGGACUGUCCACAAAUAAUUAUCUACAGAGUGUAUAUUUUAUUCUAUUUUUAAUAAUGUACAUAGCCACAGUUGUAGGUAAUGCCCUUAUCAUCAUAGUGGUCAGAGUUGACAGCAGACUUCAUACCCCAAUGUACUUUUUCCUUAGUAACCUUUCAUUCAUUGACCUCUGCUUUUCUUCCACCAUUGUGCCAAAACUCUUAGUCAUUACCUUAACCAAAGACAAGAGUAUUUCUUUUCUAGGCUGCGCAACCCAAAUGUAUUUCCACUUGGGUUUAGGAGGAACUGAAUGUGUCAUUUUGUCCAUCAUGGCUUUUGAUAGGUAUGUGGCCAUCUGCAAUCCAUUACGGUACAGCACUAUAAUGACCAAGCAGAUCUGUGCUCAACUGGCAGUUGGCACAUGGUGCGCCAAUUUUCUGAACUCCAUCUCUUAUGCUUUCUUUACUUUCCAGCUGCCAUACUGUCGGUCAAAUCAUGUUGACCACUACUUUUGUGAAAUGCCCCCUCUCUUCCGGUUGUCUUGCAAAGAUACUUUAAUGAACGAAAUAGCUGUAUAUGUUUCCGGGGGACUUGUUGCCAUUUGUGCUUUUGCUCUGACGCUUAUGUCUUAUGGUCAAAUUAUUUCCACCGUCCUGAAGAUUCAGUCCACUGAAGGAAGACACAAAGCUUUCUCUACUUGUGCCUCGCACCUUGCUGUAGUUUGCCUAUACUAUGGGGCCAUUUCCUUCAUGUACAUGAGACCUCGAAACAGCUACUCACCAAACAAAGACAGGGCAGUGUCAAUACUCUAUACAGUAGUGACUCCAAUGGUGAACCCCAUAAUUUAUAGCAUAAGGAACAAGGAGGUCAAAGGAAGUUUGAAAAGAAUGAUCCUAACAAAAAUAAAGUCUUAG
This is a messenger RNA of Rana temporaria (common frog), 1597 nucleotides long. RefSeq names its product olfactory receptor-like protein OLF3. Gene Ontology annotation, cellular component: membrane. Gene Ontology annotation, biological process: G protein-coupled receptor signaling pathway. The transcript has a single exon. Gene Ontology annotation, molecular function: G protein-coupled receptor activity; olfactory receptor activity. The record is from RefSeq and is a predicted model, not a curated record. Lineage: Eukaryota; Metazoa; Chordata; Amphibia; Anura; Ranidae. The coding region runs from base 662 to 1597 and encodes 311 amino acids.